Molecule: messenger RNA, 793 nt
Organism: Phanerochaete carnosa HHB-10118-sp
Lineage: Eukaryota; Fungi; Basidiomycota; Agaricomycetes; Polyporales; Phanerochaetaceae
Exons: 3
Coding region: 4-675 (223 amino acids)
Biological process (GO): regulation of transcription by RNA polymerase II
Cellular component (GO): NuA4 histone acetyltransferase complex; nucleus
Source: RefSeq, a predicted model, not a curated record
UUAAUGCGUGCCCGACCCGUCGGAAUGCACCGUCACUUUCAUGUCCUCGCCAUACGCAACUACAUCUACCGAACUACGAACCGAUGGGUAUUGCCCGAAGAGAUAUGGAGAAAACUCAAAGAAUGCUAUGACUUAGACAUGCUAGAGGCGUUGGAAUUGGAUGGCUUUGAUGUCUCAGGGGAGAAGAGACCCACUCCUGUUGUCUUCGCAUAUCCGCCGACAGAUCCCGCGGACAACCUCCAAACCCACCCAUACUUUAGAGCUGAGUAUGCCCCUCCAGAUGACCCCACUAUCGAAGCGGAAUUUUCCCGCAGGCGGAUGAGGACGUCGGUGUCAAUCGAAUCGAGUUCGCCGGCACCUUCUCCUAUCCAUGAGAAACCGGCACCUUCGGGUCGAGGCACCAAGAGGAGGAAAAACCAAGCGCAGCUGAAGAACAUGGCGGGAUUGGUCGCGGGGGACAGCGACAGUAGCGCGUUAACCCAGGAAAGCGGAGAUGAAAGCGCCGCACCCACACCAACGACGAAUCCUGACGCAGGCACCGAAUACGCGGAAGGUGAGAAUGAGCGAGAGCAGUCACCUGCACCCAAGCGUAAAGGCAAGGGACGGCGCAACAGCACAGCUACUCGUGGGAAGCCAACAACGUCAACCCGGGGAGGAAAGAAGAGGAAACGGUAGCAUUCCAGUGCCCAGCAGCCACGUACGAAGAACCGCUUACGGUUCUUCGUCGCGCAAACCCUGCCUGUAGAGCAUUUCCCGUCGUGCACUUAGACUCGCCCUACUUUUCCACACCCUU